Messenger RNA from Pogona vitticeps (central bearded dragon), 2044 nucleotides. RefSeq names its product RNA exonuclease 4 (gene REXO4). The record is from RefSeq and is a predicted model, not a curated record. Gene Ontology annotation, molecular function: nucleic acid binding; 3'-5' exonuclease activity. Gene Ontology annotation, biological process: DNA catabolic process; rRNA processing. Gene Ontology annotation, cellular component: nucleus. Lineage: Eukaryota; Metazoa; Chordata; Lepidosauria; Squamata; Agamidae.
UCGGAGCUUCCGGGGCCGCUGCUUUAAAGGGGGUCCCACGUUUACUUGUCCGCCCAGGAUGACCAAGGUAGGGCCAGUCCUUUUGGGCCAGAUUCUCCAGCAGAGAAGUUGAAAUGGAAAUUAAAAAAUAGGGCAAAUUUGGUUUGGGUGGGAAAGAUUCGGUGCUCUGAAACCACUAAUCGCCUUUUCUCCCCCGCUGCACGUGUCUGAUCAGAAGGGAGCCUCCUUACUUUGCCACCAUGCUCUUUGGCCGUGUUCAUGACUGCACAGGCUUGAGGUCUCCAGGCGGGGAAAAUGAAAAGUAAAAAAACAGACGCUCCAGCAGUUCAUGCUAAGGUUAACUCGGAGAAUCUUCCAAAUCAGCACCGGAAGGAGAAGAAGAAGAAGAAAAUAUUCUGGAAAAAGAAGCUAAAGCAUUUAGCUGAGAACUCGGAAAAGAAUUCCAAAGGGCCAGUGGCCUUGCCGCCAAAAAAUCCCCAGGAAGUGUCAUCGAACUGGAAGGCUUUGCAAGAGCUUCUGAAGCAGAAGGCUGCCAGUUUGAAUCCCGCUCUGACUGCCCCAGAGACGUAUUCCAAGAAAAAACGCACAGCCCAAGAGGGAAGGGCCGCUCCGAACACCCCAAAGAUAAAUGGAAGAGGCCGAACGGUGACACCCGAGCCUGCGAAGGAAGGGACCUCGUCUGAAGCUCUUAAGGGCCCGGGCGUCACAGAAUCUGAUAAAAACCUAGGUGGAAAGACUCAAAGGAAGGCGAAGAAGCUCAAGAGAGAUCAAGGACAGGGCCGUGCUGAAACGAAACAGGAAGACAUUAAACAUAAAAGGAGGAAAACAGAAGAGCAAGAGGACCCCAAGCCGGUGGAUAUCUGGUUUGAUGACGUGGAUCCCGACGAUAUCGAAGCCGCCUUGGGCCCAGAAGCAGCCAAAGUGGCCCGAAAACAACUGGGCAUCCCGGAAGAGUCGCCCGAGCAGCUGGCAGAACGGGCGCUGGUGAAAGAGAAGGCGUUUGAAGGGCUGACGAAAACGGUGGCCAUGGACUGCGAGAUGGUGGGCGUGGGCCCCACCGGCGAAGACAGCGUGGUGGCCCGCGUUUCCAUCGUCAACCUGUUCGGCAAGUGCGUUUACGACAAGUUUGUCAAGCCGACGGAGAAAGUGAGUGACUACCGGACCAGAGUCAGCGGGGUACGGCCGGAGAAUUUAAGGAAAGGGGAGGAUUUUAAAGUUGUUCAGAAGGAGGUGGCGGACAUCUUGAAGGGACGGAUCCUGGUUGGCCACGCUCUUCACAAUGACCUAAAGAUUCUCUUUUUGGACCAUCCGAAAAAGAAAAUCCGGGACACCCAAAGAUACAAACCUUUCAAGCAGCAGGUGAAGAGCGGGAGGCCGUCCUUGAAACUGCUAUGCGAGAAGCUGUUGAAUGUGAAGGUCCAGACGGCGGAACACAAUUCGAUUCAGGACGCCCAAGCCACGAUGAGACUCUACACGAUGGUUAAGAAAAAGUGGGAAGCGUCGCUCAAAGAAAAAUCGCAGGCCAAAAAGCCUCUAAAAGAAAUUAGACAGAAAAAGACUCAGAACCGCAAAGGAGGAGCGCCUGCUGAUGUCUCAUCCUUCCGGAACGGCGACUCAACUCAAUAACUAGGCGACUAAAAGCAGAGAAAAGGAUGAAGGUGGAACAUUUCUGGUCCUGUCCUCCUUGGCGCAACUCUGGGCGGGGGGGGGGGGACUGAUGGGUGAAAAACUCAAGCCUCAUGAUGGCCUGUUCUUCCUGCCUAAACGAAGAACAGUAGAGUCACCUCGGUUUCCGUAUUUAUUCACGGCAUAACCACUGAAAAAUAAUAACUGCCGAAACACCCCAUGGAAUAAACAUUUCUUCCGAAGAAGGCAAGCUCCUGAGGCCGGCCUCCCGUUCACGUCACCAAGCGGAGGCUGAAAAGGCUCAAGGAGAAAAUGGGUCUUCCUGCCUCCUUUCCGGUAAGGCCGCCUUGUGGGCGUGAUACGAACUCCAGCGAUGCUGCGCGUUUCUAAGUAAAAAGAGCUAAAUUUGGUCAUUUGA